AUACGGCUAUACCGACCAGUCAUAUCGUUAAGGUAUAUGAGAUAAUGAGGCAUGAUGAGAGUCAAACAGCUUUCCGUGAAGAGAAGAUCCUGAUCCUCUUUCUCUUUCGUGUUCUUCUUCUGUUACCUUAACCCUCUUAAACUGAUUCAGGGAAUUCAAACUUGUCUCCUGUUGUUGCCUUUCGGGUGGAUGAUGUUCUAAGUCUCAGAUAUUCUUUCUCUGUGCUUUAAAUAUAGCUUCAUGGAUGAUAGUCUUGGGAAGAUAAAGGUUGUCCCGGAUCACUUUCAAGUUCCAACUCCUAGUGUGGAGUCUCCUCAAAGCAGUACUUCAUCUGUUUCACACCCAAGAACUGACAAUUCUUUGAGGUCAAGUAGCUUUUUGUGGACUCGGAAAAAGUUGAAAAGUGCAGCAUUCAUGCUGAAUUUGUUUAGCAUACGUGGGCUGCCCUGGGUUUCCAGCUCUGAUGGUCAGGAAAAGGUUGAGUUGAGUGCUCCAGAAUUAGAAUCACUUCGAACAGAACUUGCUGAUUUAGAAGAGAGGGAGGCUCACUUGAAAGCUCAGCUGGAAAAUGUUGAUGAAAUUUUACGGUCUGCGCGUCUGGCUGGUUAUCUGUAUAUCAGAACUAGGUGGAAGCCUCUACCCGGAGAACCUCCCCCCCUUGAUGAUACUGAUGUUGAUGACUGGCUUCCUCGAUUUGUAGUCCUUCAUGGAUUAUGUAUUUUCUUCUUUAUGAAGUCCACAGAUUUAAGCCCUCUGGACUCCACCCUGUUAUCUGAUAUUGUUGAAGUAGGUUCUCUGCCAAGCUUUAUGCGAGAAGAUGAAGAAACACGACAUUCCUUUUAUGUCUUAACUCGACAUGGGCUGCGAUACGAGUGUUCAAGUAUUUCCAAGAUACAGGUGGAUGCUUGGUUGUUGGCUUUACAAAGUGAUUGUAAGUUGGGUUCUGAUCCAAAAGACUCCCAAUGGAAAAACAACAUUCUAAUUCAAUAAGAAUCAAUGGUUAUUAUCA
Molecule: messenger RNA, 1009 nt
Organism: Mangifera indica (mango)
Lineage: Eukaryota; Viridiplantae; Streptophyta; Magnoliopsida; Sapindales; Anacardiaceae
Exons: 10
Coding region: 241-990 (249 amino acids)
Source: RefSeq, a predicted model, not a curated record